Oryzias latipes (Japanese medaka) is the source of this 2613-nucleotide messenger RNA. RefSeq names its product beta-carotene oxygenase 1, like (gene bco1l). The record is from RefSeq and is a predicted model, not a curated record. Gene Ontology annotation, molecular function: carotenoid dioxygenase activity; beta-carotene 15,15'-dioxygenase activity. Gene Ontology annotation, biological process: retinal metabolic process; carotene catabolic process. NCBI's taxonomy places the organism in Eukaryota, Metazoa, Chordata, Actinopteri, Beloniformes, Adrianichthyidae.
AGGAUCACGUAGACCACAGAGGCUGCAUAAAGUGAGCUGCUCUAAGCUGGAAUCCAUUUAAGCAAGCAGCACUGGUGCAUUGUGGGUCAGAGGACGCAAACAUGCAGUCGUUCAUCGCAAAGAAUGGAAAUGAAACUCCAGAGCCGGUGAAAGCUCAGGUGAAAGGGUCCCUGCCUUCCUGGCUGCAGGGGACCCUGCUGAGGAACGGCCCCGGCCUUUUCUCUGUGGGGGACUCUGAAUACAACCACUGGUUUGAUGGAUCGUCACUCAUCCAUAGUUUCACCUUCAGUAAUGGGGAAGUGAGCUACAGAAGCAAGUUCCUUAAGAGUGACACCUACAAGAGGAACAUCAAGGCCAACCGGAUCGUUGUGUCAGAAUUUGGAACCAUGGUCUACCCUGAUCCCUGCAAAAACAUAUUUGCCAGGACAGCCACACACCUUAGCAACAUUGUGCCAAACUUUACUGACAACAACUUGAUCAACAUCAUUCGUUAUGGAAACGACUACUACGCCUCCUCUGAAGUCAACUACAUCAACCAGAUUGACCCAGACACCUUGGAAACCGUUGGUAGGGUCAACUACAGGAACCACAUUGCUCUGAAUUUAGCAACAGCCCAUCCUCACUAUGAUGAUGAGGGCAACACAUACAACAUGGGGACGGCCAUUAUUGGCCUUGGACGACCAAAAUACAUCAUCUUCAAAGUUCCCGCUAAAGCCACAGGGAAAGACCAGAAGAAGCCCGCGCUGAGGCAAGUUCAGCAGAUCUGUUCGAUUCCUUUUCGCUCCGCCUUGUUCCCGGGCUAUUUCCACAGCUUUGGCAUGACUGAAAACUACAUCGUCUUCGUGGAACAACCCUUUAAACUGGACAUCGUCAAACUGGCAACGGCAUAUUUCAGAGGGGUCAACUGGGGGAGCUGCCUCAAGUUUGAUGAGAAAGACACUACCUUGUUUCACAUCAUUGACAGAAAAACAGGGAAGAAAAUAUCCGCCCACUACUACGCUGACGCUCUAGUUGUCUUCCAUCACAUCAAUGCCUAUGAGGAGAACGGCCACGUGGUCUUCGAUAUGAUCACCUACAAGGACAGCAAUCUAUACAACAUGUUCUAUCUUCACAACAUGAAGAAGGACACCAAUGCCUUCAUCCAGACAAACCAGGAUUUUUCUCCACCAGUUGGUCAAAGAUUCGUCUUGCCUCUCGAUGUUCACAAGGAAUCCCCUAAAGGAACCAAUCUUGUGACUCUGACCGACACAUCUGCAGAGGCGGUGAUGCAGGAGGAUGGAUCAGUCUACUGCAAGCCUGACAACAUUUUCGUAGGUAUGGAGUUGCCCGGAAUCAACUACAAAUUUAACGCUAGAAAGUACAGAUACUUUUAUGGCUCCAGGCUGGAAUGGUCUCCGCACCCCAACAAGAUCGCCAAGGUAGACAUUGCGACCAGAACCCAUCUUGAGUGGUACCAGGAGAACUGCUACCCUUCAGAGCCGGUGUUUGUCGCAUCCCCUGGAGCAGUAGAGGAGGACGAUGGUGUUAUUCUGUCUUCUGUUGUUUCUUCUGAUCCUGACAUCACCCCAUUCAUGCUGGUCCUGAACGCAAAAACCUUUGAAGAAAUCGCCAGGGCUUCUAUUCCCACCACUGUCCACAUGGACCUUCAUGGACUCUUCAUUCCUGAUGCUGUUUGACCACCAUCUCUAAGCUGGAUGGAUAAUUCUCUGGGAGUCUAAAAAUAAUAUUCACUUUAAUAGAUGGUUUUGAGCAGUCUUAAUUCAUUUUUUCCUCUUCCGCCAUUUGAUGGUCAGAUUUUUUUUUUUGCAAUUUAACCCUUUGGCAUGUAUCUGUUAGUGUCAUUUUUAAAGCUUUUAUUUUGGCAUUGUAAAUAGAAAGUAAAAAGCUUUUGACUGUGAAUAAGUUUAUUAUUGUCAAACACUGGCAAAGUUAAACUACAUUAAAGUUCACAAGGGUUUUCCAUGCAAAGAAACUAUGGCGGACACCACCAUCCCCGUAUUGUAGGGGCAUUUGGAGGAAUAGGGAGAAGGCGGAGGGGUAGGGGAAGAAUUUGGAUUUGGCCUAGGUGUCAUAUAAUUCCAACCGGACCCAAACCGCAAUGAUCAAUUAUCAAAUGGUUGGCACUUCUGUCAACUGAAAGGAAUGUCACUACCACAUCGAAGUUCCUGAUUGGACCAAGUUCAAUAUGAUUUAACUUCCAACAUCAGAUUAAUCAUCACACGUUUUGCACAUGGCAGUACAAACUUGCAUUGCUACGCAUAAACGUGGCACUCUUAACAAAGACUUUUCACUGAAAGUGGCUGGGUUGCUGAAGGCGGUGUAAAUGUACUAUUAUUUUAAAGCUCUUUGUGUUUGUUGCUGUGAAAAAUUGGACAGCAAAAGUCAAAAGUCCAUGGUGAAUUUUUUCAAAUGCUGUUCAACGCUGUAAAUGUUUCUAUUGUUAUGUUUAAAAAGCAUUUGUGUAAAUAUUGGGAAGAAAAGUGCAACCUUUUAUUAAUUAAUUAGCAUUGCUGUAAAAAAAAUUAACUACAUAUUAAGUGUUUUAGUUUUACAUGUAAAAUAAAGUAUUCAAUGAUUUUGCCUUUAAAUAUGAAUAAAAUGUUUGUUUUUUAA